AUGGUGGGGUCAUCUCUACCACCUGGUUUCAGAUUUCACCCUACAGAUGAAGAGCUCGUGGGUUAUUACCUGAACAGAAGAAACGAAGGCCUUGUGAUCGAGCUCGAAAUCAUUCCAGGAAUCGAUUUAUACAAGUUUGAUCCUUGGGAACUUCCAGAGAAAUCUUUCUUGCCAAGUCGAGAUAUGGAAUGGUUUUUCUUCUGUCACCGAGACAGAAAAUACCAUAACGGAUCUCGAAUAAACAGAGCAACUAAAUCCGGUUACUGGAAAGCCACUGGUAAAGAUCGAAAAAUCGUUUGUCAGUCAUCUUCUUCUGUGACUGGGUGUCGAAAAACCCUAGUCUUUUAUCUUGGUCGAGCCCCUUUUGGUGGUAGGACCGAGUGGGUAAUGCAUGAGUAUCGUCUCUAUGAUAAUGAUACUUCACAAGGAUCACUGAGUUUCAAGGGAGACUUCGCGCUGUGUCGUGUGAUGAAAAGGAAUGAGCUUACACUCAAGAAAUGUGAAAACAGUUCACCGGAGGUUUCAAAUGAGCCAUUGAGCAACAAUGUAGAGAUUUCUUGCCAAGAAAGUUACCUAGGCAAGGGUUCUUGCGACACAAGUAUCACACUCGGGGCAUCUCCUGAUUUUAACCGUGAAUCAUCGCUUAAGGUUUAA
Messenger RNA from Microthlaspi erraticum, 654 nucleotides. Lineage: Eukaryota; Viridiplantae; Streptophyta; Magnoliopsida; Brassicales; Brassicaceae. The record is from the annotation of a GenBank genome assembly.